AUUCUCCUAGACAACCAAGGCGUAUGAAGCUAACACAGCAACAAUUGGACAGCAUGACAAAGGACGAGCUAGCAGCCAAGUGGCAUGAACAGGACUUGUAUGUGGAGUGUCUAGAGGCCCAGGCGGCAGCCCAGGAAGGUACUGAGAUCACUUGAGUGAGACCACCUCACUCACCACAUUUCUUAAGCGAAUUUAUGAAUGCCAGAACACAACGGUCUCUUGUAUGAGACAAGACUCUUAUAGGGACGCUAAGAUUAGGGAUUAAGCAUAUUAUUAGUACUGUGUUUAGGAUAAUAAUAAUGCUAAGUUUUUAUAAAUUCUAAAGUCGAAAAAAUUUUGAAUAAAUAAGUAUCAUAAUAAGAUAGAUGAAAUUCUUAAGAACAUCUCUUAUGACAUCGAUAAACAAAUUACAAUUGUAGAAAAUUUAUGUAUUCAUAUGAAACACUAGAUAGAUCAAUUGGGUAAUAGACUUUAGAUAAAGGCUAGUGAUACAGUAGUAUUGUAAUAUUUUGAAAACUACAUUUGUGAUGUGUAGUGCGGGCAAUUAAAUUAAUGCCAAUAUGUACAGUGUUCGAAAUUUUUUUGGUGAGCAGAAGUGAUGUGACAGUCAUAUACACUGCAUGUACAGAAAAUCUAAUACAAUAUUAUGCAUGUAUGCAUAAUUUUAUCAUCUGGUGUUAAGUUGCGCUGCUAUUGAUAUUAAAAGUCACUUAAUGCUAAAAGCAAAGUGUAUGUCGAAAAAAGUGAUAUUGUGUGACAAGAAGAGAUGAAAAGGUUUUUUCGAAUGUGUUCACUAUGAAUCAUUUCUUUCACUGUAAUAAACACACAUAGCUUACUUUUGGUAUGAGCUCUUAAGUGACCGUGCAGUGUGCCACGUAUAAUUCUACAGUGUAGUAAAACACACUGCCAGAAGCAGGACAGUGCGUGUGUGUUUGUGUGUACAUUGGAUAUCGAGUUUCCACUUUGCGAGGAUUGAAUGAAAUACAACAUCCUCGCUGGCUCUGAAUAUACCACUCAGAAGAGUAAAAACAGAGGCCCUAUGUCAUCCUUUGGCCCACAAAACUCUGUGCCAGGGAUGCGUGAACCUAAGUCUUGGUGAAGUACGAAACCUUUAAUUGAUGCAGUUAUGAUCUGAAAUUCCAGCUGCUUUUUCCAAUCCUAACAAUUCUUAUCCCAGUCUACAAUCUUUAAUAUCAUCUUAUAUAUAGAUACAUCUGAUAAAACUGAACAAUUUUAAUUAUGUUCCUAGACAAACAUCCCUGUCUAUUCCCAUUAUGAACGCAAUUCAUGCAUGCAUUUGUACCUGCACCAUAACUUCCUGAUGUCCAAGUACCAAUCUGAAAAAAAUACAAUCCUGAUCAAAUAAGGCCGGGAGGUUAUCUUGUGACAACAUCUGUGUCUGCAACAAGUAGUCUAUCUAUUUUCAUGGAAGAAAAGUAACGUCCACUCUUGGUCUCGGUGGAAGCACAGAGAAUCUCACAAAUGGCACGAUGCAACAACUCCAAACUCAAAGUGAGCUAUCCUCAUUGAGGGAUUCUGAAAGCAAGUACAGACAGCAACAUGCAGAAGCAUCUCAUAGAGAGAAGAUUUUAGUCAGGAGACUUGCUUCUAAAGAACAAGAAUUACAAGAAUAUAUUAGUCAAAUUGCUGAAAUGAAAGCUGCUCAUGCUCCAUCCGCUGUGGCUUUAAGAUCUGCUUUGUUAGAUCCAGCUGUUAAUAUUUUAAUUCAAAAAUUAAGGCAAGAACUUGUUACAACUAAAGCUAAAUUAGAGGACACCCAGAAUGAACUUAGUGCCUGGAAAUUUACACCAGAUAGCAAUACAGGUAAAAGACUAAUGGCAAAAUGCAGAUUGUUAUAUCAAGAAAAUGAAGAAUUAGGUCGCAUGAUUGCUAGUGGAAGAAUUGCUAAGUUGGAGGGAGAUCUUGCUCUUCAAAGAAGUUUCAGUGAAGAAAUGAAGAAAUCACAAUCAGAAUUGGAUGAAUUCUUGCAAGACUUGGACGAGGAUGUUGAAGGAAUGCAGAGCACAAUUUACUUCUUACAACAGGAGCUACGCAAAGCUCGCGAAUCAGUUACAUUGUUACAGCAAGAAAAUGCAGCGUUGAAAGCAAAUUCAAGCGAAAAUAAUUUAACGAAUGGUUUGUCACCUCACACGCCACCAAUAAAGAAGGAAGAAUCCGAGGAAAAUUCAAUUUCGGAAACAAAGACUUCAAAAUCAAUGGAAGAUAGUGAUGUGUGCAAAGGUGCUAGGACUCCACCGUUAUCAUCGCAGCGAUCGCCACAGUGUGAGUUUUCUAAUACUGAAAGAACAGAACGCGUCGAACGAAAACCCAAUCAAGCAGAUCAUAAUGACGAAAGCUCAAGUGAUUCGGCUGCUUUGAUCAUUAAAGUAGAGAAUGAGGAAUUAAGUGAUAGGGAAGAAGAACAUGAAGAAAAUCGAAAUAAUAAGAGGAUACUGAGGAGCAAAAGUCAUAAUAGAAAUAACAAUAAAACUAAUGGGGAAGAGGUGCUAACUAGAAUAACUAGGGGUAGGGAUAGGACCAAAAGGGACAAAAGUGCACCAGGUAGUGACGACGAAAGGACAUAUAAAAAAAAGAGAAGAGAGAGUAUCCUUUCUCUUGAUUAUAACGAAGCUGAUGAUGACGCGUUAGUUCUAACUAAUGGUGAGACGCUUCAAAGCGAUCCAGAAUGAACAGUUUUCUAGAACGAUUUUAUACAUGUAACACUUGUUAUAUAUGAACAAAACUUAGCGUGACUUAAUACCCAACAUAAGUUGAAUCUAAUAUUUCAUACUUAAGAAUAAUAUGAAGCCACAUUAUGGUAAAUAUUAUUUCUGAUGGUUUUAUAAUUUUUCAUAACGUGUAUCCGUAAAUAUAUCUUUUAUUUCAAUUUUUUUGAAGUCACGUUAAUGCCAAGAUAACAGCACUUGAUUACGUAUGAUUAUAUCUUCACAAAAAUAACGUGGCGUUGGAAUAAAGGGGUAGAUAGUUAAAACUAUUUUUUCUUUCGCAAUAAAGUCGCAUUAAAUUUUCUAAUAAGUAUUCGUUAUUACGAACAAAUGCUUCAACGUUUUUAAAUGGCUUUUUGUAAAUUCGUUAAAACAUUGAUAGUAGCUUCUCUUGUUAGAUUUUGCAGAGCAAUCAUAAAGAAUAUAAAUAACAAUAGAAUAAUAAUCAGGGCUAUGCCCUUUUUAUUAUGUAAAUACACAAAUGUUAAUAUCUGGUACACAACGACGCACAUACAUAGAUUUAUACACGAUUAUGUGCGCAAUAAUUUGUAUGUAUGUAUUGUUUUUUUCAUUGUGAGACACGCGUGUCAACAUUCGUUAUUCAUGCAUAAAAUAUGCUUUUAAUUGUGUAUAAUAAAAUUGAGGUCUAUUUGUUAGA
Messenger RNA from Bombus pyrosoma, 3384 nucleotides. RefSeq names its product pre-mRNA-splicing regulator female-lethal(2)D (gene fl(2)d). The transcript is spliced from 5 exons. Gene Ontology annotation, biological process: regulation of alternative mRNA splicing, via spliceosome. Gene Ontology annotation, cellular component: nucleus. The record is from RefSeq and is a predicted model, not a curated record. Bases 1491 to 2690 code for a protein of 399 amino acids. NCBI's taxonomy places the organism in Eukaryota, Metazoa, Arthropoda, Insecta, Hymenoptera, Apidae.